GCAGGGAGGGUGCUGCUAAGGGCAACAAGUUGUGUGUAUGUGUGUGUGUGCGUGUCUGUGUGUCUGUGUUAUUAGGUGUCUGCAGUUCUAAUAAAGGAAAGCUCUGCGUCCUUCACUGCCUCAUCAGAUGGCUUUGCUCUGCUUUGUCCGCCUGUCUGAUUUCUGUCCGUGCGUCUGUCAGGUCUGCAGUGGAGUUGGAUGGCUCGCAGCCUCUGGAUCAUCUGGAGAAGAGCACGUUCGGGAAGGGACAUCAUCUGAACUUUCUAAUUUUCUCUGUUACGAGUGUGUUUGAGAAUGAGUUUAUAGGGGAGUGAGAAACUUUAGAAGAUGUUUGCAUGUUUAUUUGACCUGGUGUAAAGUGUUUGUGUGUGUGUGUAUAUAAGACAGAGAGGGAAAGAGAGAGAGAGAGAGUGUGUGUGUGGUGUUGCCCAAGCCAUUGGAAAUGCUGGGGUGUCCAGCAAGGUUAUUUCUGGAUCAGUGACAACGUGUCAAUGGCUGCAGAUGCGUCGCAAAGGAAGGCUCUGAGAUACCAACAGACCCUGCUGUACGGGGAGUACAGGGAGCAGCUGGGAAACUUUGCCCGACGGGAGGCUGCCCGUUUGCUAACAGAGAGACAAUGGAGGAGACAGGCAGGGGACAACACCACAGCCACGGGCCGCAGAGGGCACGGCCGGCGGCAUCACCAUCAUCACCCCACGACCUUGGAGUCGCAUCACAGCCACGCCUCUUCCACCAAGAAGCCUCGUCCCUACUCCAAAUGCCAAGAUUGUUUGGCUCGUGUGCGGCGGUAUAUAGUGACCAAGAUGGGGGAGGACUGGAUAUUCCUGGUUCUUCUGGGACUAACGAUGGCUCUGGUCAGCUGGAGCAUGGACUACGCCAGUGCCAAGAGCCUGCAAGCCUAUAAGUGGAUACAUGGGGAGCUUAAGGGCAAUGUGCCGCUCCAGUACCUUGCCUGGGUUAGCUAUCCCAUGAUCCUUGUCAUGUUUGCCUCGCUCUUCUGUCACCUGGUUUCCCCACAGGCCAUCGGUUCUGGUAUUCCCGAGCUGAAAACCAUCCUGAGAGGUGUCGUGCUGAAGGAAUAUCUGACCCUCAAAGCUUUCGUAGCUAAGGUCGUUGGGCUGACUGCCGGCUUGGGCAGUGGGAUGCCAGUAGGCAAAGAAGGUCCAUUUGUCCACAUUGCCAGUAUCUGUGCCGCAGUGCUGAGUCGAUUCAUGUCCAUCUUCUCUGGAGUCUAUGAGAACCCUUAUGGUUACACAGAUAUUCUGACUGUUGGCUGUGCCGUGGGGGUGGGAUGCUGUUUCGGCACUCCACUUGGAGGGGUGUUGUUCAGUAUUGAGGUCACGUCUACCUACUUUGCGGUGAGGAAUUACUGGCGGGGAUAUUUUGCCGCCACAUUCAGCGCCUUCAUAUUUAGGGUGCUCUCCGUUUGGAACAAGGAUGCUGUCACAAUCACAGCUCUCUUCAAAACUAAUUUCCGGAUGGAUUUCCCCUUUGACCUGCAGGAGCUGCCUGCAUUCGCAAUUAUAGGGAUCUCGUGUGGUUUCCUUGGGGCGUUCUUCGUCUACCUAAACAGACAGGUGGUUCUUUUCAUGAGAAGGCCGACAGCGCUCACACGCUUCCUAACCAAACAUCGAUUGAUCUAUCCAGGUGCAGUGACGCUGAUCAUCGCCACCUUCACGUUUCCUCCUGGAUUUGGACAGUUUAUGGCUGGAGAGCUGAUGCCUCGGGAGUGUAUCAACUCCCUGUUUGAUAAUUUCACCUGGACCAAAAUCUCAGGAUCUCCCGCUCCGCCCGGCCUGGGUCGCUCGUCUGCAUGGCUCCAUCCGCAUGUCAGCGUCUUCGUCGUCCUCCUCCUCUUCUGUGUCAUGAAGUUCUGGAUGUCAGCAGUUUCCACCACGAUGCCCAUCCCCUCGGGUGCCUUUAUGCCAGUGUUCAUAUUAGGAGCUGCUUUCGGUCGCCUCGUAGGAGAGAUCAUGGCCACUCUUUUCCCAAAUGGAAUCCUGUUUGAUGGGAUAGUCUACCGCAUCCUGCCGGGAGGUUACGCUGUCAUUGGUGCGGCAGCGAUGACAGGAGCUGUCACACACACUGUUUCCACUGCUGUAAUCUGCUUCGAGCUGACCGGACAAAUCUCUCACAUCCUGCCCAUGAUGGUGGCGGUCAUCCUAGCAAACAUGGUGGCCCAGGGUCUGCAGCCUUCUCUCUAUGACUCCAUCAUCCAGGUGAAGAAGCUGCCCUACCUGCCUGAGCUGGCCCUCGGGCACAUCAGCAAGUAUAACAUCUUUGUGGAGGACAUCAUGGUGCGCAAAGUGAAGUUCCUGUCUUCUCAUUCCACCUAUCGGGAACUGAACCAUCUGCUCGAGACCUCGACUCUGAAAACGAUCCCUCUAGUCGACUCUAAAGAGUCCAUGAUUCUUCUGGGCUCCAUUGAGAGGACGGAGCUUCAAGCCGUCUUUGACUGGUGGCUUUCCCCAGAGAGGCGAGUCUUUGAAAGAGGCCAAAGCUCCCCAGGCCAGGGCUCCAAAGUCAGCUGGGAGUCCUUCACCUACGUUGAUGAAGAGGGCAGAGAGGAAGGCGCUGACAAGACUUCUCCAGUACAGGAAGAAUGUAACGGACCCAUGCCAUCCCCCAAACCUCAAGAGCCCUCCACCAACCACACAGGCUCAGACAAGCGUAAGCUGCCAUCUGUCAGGAGGACCCUUCAGAGACUCUUCUCCUCCACGUCUUCGUCAGGCCAGACUGAAACUCAGGAGGCUGCCGCUCCUCCAUUGACUGACACCAUGUCCCCAGAGGAGAUCAAAGCUUGGGAAGAGGAAGAGUUGGAUAAACCAGUCGAUAUGGAGCAGAUACGUAUAGACCCCUCCCCAUUUCAGCUGGUGGAAAGAACGUCUCUGCACAAGACCCACACUCUGUUCUCUCUGCUGGGUCUCAGUCACGCCUAUGUCACCAGUAUUGGAAAGCUGGUGGGUGUCGUGGCACUGAAGGAGUUACAGAAAGCUAUAGAGGGCUCAACACGCAGCGGGGUGAGGCUUCGUCCCCCUCUGGCCAGCUUCAGAGACGCCAGCAGGAAAACCAAGAAACACCAACCUCCCUCAUCCACCCCUUCCUCCCCCACAAGGGACAGAGACCUGUGGGGAGAAGGGAGCAGGAGAGAGGGCGAGCUGGAGCUGAAGGAGUCCAAGGAGGAUUCCAGAGGGAAGGCGUCGUCUUCCCGAGGGGCUCCCGGGUGUGACACUGAUUCCUCCUCCCCCAGCAGCGAGGGGAGCACCAGUGGCGGCACUGCCACCACAAGAGGAGCUGACGGUCCUUCACAGGAGCCGGCGUCUCCCUCUACCUCCUCCUCUACCUCACCUUUACCCCCUGCCUCCCCUGUGUCACCCACCAGUCCUGUCCUCACACUAUCCUCCCUGCAGGAAGAGAGGGAGAGCGAGGAGUCGGAUGAGGCCGUAUAGGCUGGGUUUAAGAAAAAAGACUUUUGAUUUCACUCCUUUCCCCCCAGAGACAGAGCUGCUGUCUGGGUGGAGGAGUCGGGCUCACCUGCAGCCCCCACAGACAUUCAGCUCUCAGCGAGCAGGACGAGCUGGUGCACACACAGCUCCUGAAACUUGUAGAACAGGAUAUUUUUUCUACUCUUACGACAGUCUCACUUUUUCACUCAAAAUCUCAGGUGCCUUCCUGUGUCUUUUGAACUGCAGAUGGACAAACAUGUCCUACAUGUCUCUAAUGUUCAGUGUCCAACCAUAUCUCAAUGUAGCUGUACAUCAUAUAUCAAUGUCAAUGUUAAUUUCAUUAAUUCAUAUUAAUGAAGGCUUAAUUAUUUUGACCUAGAGGUCAAAGAUCAUGCAUUUAAAGUUUACUGAUUGAGACUAAUUUUAAAUUAUAACUUACAUUUAUCAUAUAUUUGCUGUAUGGUAAAUAUUCAAAUCAUUAUUACCAGUCUGUAAUUUUUAAAGAUAAUAAAUAUUAAAAAUGUGUACUAGCUUAUUUUAAUUAUUUUACAACAAUAAAAAUGACAAUUAGAAGAAAAACUCCAGCCACGCUUGC
Molecule: messenger RNA, 4041 nt
Organism: Larimichthys crocea (large yellow croaker)
Lineage: Eukaryota; Metazoa; Chordata; Actinopteri; Sciaenidae
Gene: clcn1b
Product: chloride channel, voltage-sensitive 1b
Exons: 23
Coding region: 492-3449 (985 amino acids)
Biological process (GO): transmembrane transport; chloride transport
Cellular component (GO): plasma membrane
Molecular function (GO): voltage-gated chloride channel activity
Source: RefSeq, a predicted model, not a curated record